AUAGCCUCUUCCGGGAGAUCCUCCUCUUCCUGACGUCGUCGCGUAGCUACCGUUCUGGGAGGCGGAAGGGGGGGGGGUUAUUUGAAGAAAAGCGAAGAGAUUGUUGUCAACAACACGGGUUUCUACACUGCCCUGGCUAAUUUCACACAAAAAAAUAAGAUGUCAGAUACAGACACGAAACCUUCAGGUCAGGAUGCAGCAGACCAAAAAGAUGGAGAGUACAUCAAACUGAAAGUGAUCGGUCAGGACAACAGUGAAAUUCACUUCAAAGUGAAAAUGACGACCCAUCUGAAGAAGCUGAAGGAAUCUUAUAGCCAGAGACAGGGUGUUCAUAUGAGUACCUUACGGUUUCUAUUUGAGGGACAAAGAAUCUCAGACAACCACACUCCAAAAGAGCUGGGGAUGGAAGACGAGGACGUCAUCGAGGUCUAUCAGGAACAGACUGGAGGACUUCGGAAUAAUUAGUCUUCCUGGAUUUAACUUUUUUGUUGUUGAUGAUAAUAUUGUAUUUUAUAGUUGUACAAUUACUGAGUGAUUUGUUUGGCUUUGUGUUCCUCUCAGUGGUAGAGAUCUCUGCCAGAGAGGAGAGAAUAAUUGUCUGAUACCUGUUCUCUUAUCGUCACCUGGUCUGUUUGUGCUGGCACUCGGGCCAUAUCUGUUUGUGCUGUUUUGAAAACUCCUAUGAAGGCGUGACUGUAGGAGUUGGCAAGACGGCACAAACAGGGUCUGAAUGCAUUUCAGAGUAGGAGUGCUGAUCGGAGAUCAGUUUUGGGUAUUUAAAAAAAAAAAACAUUUGUUUUUUUUUACCUUGUCAGGUCGGGUAUUCGAUCCAGUAACCUUUUGGUAACCCAACGCUCUAACCACUAGGCUACCCUGCCACCCCAUUGACCACAUGCACAAGGGGGACCUGAUCCUAGAUCAGCACUCCUACUGCUUCAUGUUUACGGCCACCGGAACAAGGCUACUAUGGUCCAGACGUGGUCCAUCAAAGACUCAUUGGUUGGAUAGAUGACAUCAGAAUGAUAGUGUUUCUUCAGACCCCCCCCUAGCUUCAGUUUGGUUAAUUGGCAUCCGUCCCCAUAUAUAUCUUUCGACAGUAUAUAUUUUUACUAGCUAUAGAUCCAUACCAUGUAUUGAAGAUCCAGGUAACGGCCAAAGUAAAGGAAACACUAACAUCGUGUCUUUAAUAGAGAGUGUUGGGUGACCACCAGCCAGAACAGCUUCAACGCACCAUGACAUAGAUACUACAAGUGUCUGGGACUCUAUUGGAGGGAUGCCACACCGUUCUUUCACGAGGAAUUCCAUCGUUUGGUGUUUCUUUCGGUGGUGGAAAACGUCUCGGGCGCCGCUCCAGAAUCUCGAAGGUCUUCCUAGUUACCUGUGUUAUAUCAGUGGUGACCCCCCCCCCCCCCAGCCUGCUGGAAGGUCUUCCUAGUUACCUGUGUUACAUCAGUGGUGACCCCCCCCCCAGCUGGAAGGUCUUCCUAGUUACCUGUGUUAAAUCAGUGGUGACCCCCCCCCCCCCCCCCCAGCCUGCUAGAAGGUCUUCCUAGUUACCUGUGUUAUAUCAGCGGUGACCCCCCCAGCCUGCUGGAAGGUCUUCCUAGUUACCUGUGUUAUAUCAGUGGUGCCCCCCCCCCCCCAGCCUGCUGGAAGGUCUUCCUAGUUACCUGUUAUAUCAGUGGUGACCCCCCCAGCCUGCUGGAAGGUCUUCCUAGUUACCUGUGUUAUAUCAGUGGUGACCCCCCCUGCCGGUAAACGCUGCACAUGUCCUCGGCUCAACCUUACUGUACGUUAAUCUGAACUGUGUAGUACUCUGUAGUACUGAUUACUGUACAUUGAUUAUGUUAAAGGCCCAGUGCAGAUUUUUCUUUGUUCUGUAUAUAUAUAUAUAUAUAAUGAUAAUGCUCUUUUAGUGUAAGAGCUGAUUGGAAAGACCGCCCACUUGAAAUUCCAGCCUGUUUUUGUUUUGGUGGGAUGGAGUUUUGACCUAGUAAAUUAGUUAUUAGACCUGAAAUGAGAGUUUCAAACCUCUGCCAAUAGUUUUCAAUGUUCCCCUCCCCACUCAGACCCUCUCUGCCAAUAACAGCUAAGUUCCCUCCUCCACUCAGACCCUCUCUGCCAAUAACAGCUAAGUUCCCUCCUCCACUCAGACCCUCUCUGCCAAUAACAGCUAAGUUCCCUCCUCCACUCAGACCCUCUCUGCCAAUAACAGCUAGGUUCCCUCCCCACUCAGACCCUCUGCCAAUAACAGCUAGGUUCCCCUCCUCCACUCAGACCCUCUCUGCUAAUAACAGCUAGGUUCCCUCCCCACUCAGACCCUCUCUGCCAAUAACAGCUAAGUUCCCUCCUCCACUCAGACCCUCUCUGCCAAUAACAGCUAAGUUCCCUCCUCCACUCAGACCCUCUCUGCCAAUAACAGCUAAGUUCCCUCCUCCACUCAGACCCUCUCUGCCAAUAACAGCUAAGUUCCCUCCUCCACUCAGACCCUCUCUGCCAAUAACAGCUAGGUUCCCUCCCCACUCAGACCCUCUGCCAAUAACAGCUAGGUUCCCCUCCUCCACUCAGACCCUCUCUGCCAAUAACAGCUAGGUUCCCUCCCCACUCAGACCCUCUGCCAAUAACAGCUAGGUUCCCCUCCUCCACUCAGACCCUCUCUGCCAAUAACAGCUAGGUUCCCUCCCCACUCAGACCCUCUCUGCCAAUAACAGCUAGGUUCCCUCCCCACUCAGACCCUCUGCCAAUAACAGCUAGGUUCCCUCCCCACUCAGGCCCUCUCUGCCAAUAACAGCUAGGUUCCCUCCCCACUCAGGCCCUCUCUGCCAAUAACAGCUAGGUUCCCUCCCCACUCAGACCCUCUCUGCCAAUAACAGCUAGGUUCCCUCCCCACUCAGACCCUCUCUGCCAAUAACAGCUAGGUUCCCUCCCCACUCAGGCCCUCUCUGCCAAUAACAGCUAGGUUCCCUCCCCACUCAGGCCCUCUCUGCCAAUAACAGCUAGGUUCCCUCCCCACUCAGACCCUCUGCCAAUAACAGCUAGGUUCCCUCCCCACUCAGGCCCUCUCUGCCAAUAACAGCUAGGUUCCCUCCCCACUCAGGCCCUCUCUGCCAAUAACAGCUAGGUUCCCUCCCCACUCAGACCCUCUCUGCCAAUAACAGCUAGGUUCCCUCCCCACUCAGGCCCUCUCUGCCAAUAACAGCUAGGUUCCCUCCCCACUCAGGCCCUCUCUGCCAAUAACAGCUAGGUUCCCUCCCCACUCAGACCCUCUCUGCCAAUAACAGCUAAGUUCCCCCCUCCACUCAGACCCUCUCUGCCAAUAACAGCUAAGUUCCCCCCUCCACUCAGACCCUCUCUGCCAAUAACAGCUAGGUUUCCCUCCUCCACUCACACCACUCCUAGACAGUCCUUGCAAAAUUCUUGCUUGAGCAAUUGCUCUUUGCUAAGAAGCUAACUAUUUUUUUUUUUUUUUAAAUUUUUAAUUAAAAAACAAUCACAGUUAGGGACUCCAUUGUUACCCUGAACUGAUUUUGACAUUGCCUUACAACCUUACAUCUAUGUUCUCUUUUGUAAAAAAUGACUGGUAAAUGUAACAUAUUGACAUACCUUUCAGUCCCACAAAACCCAUCACUGUUGUACUUAUUCAUGGCAGGAUAAAGGCUGUGAGUUCCCAGUUUUAAUUCUGACAAACCUUGUAUAGCAAAAGUUAGCAUCGUACACAGUUCGUAUUUUCUAGAAGAAAAUCAUGCAUUCAAAUGUUACCCCUCUUGUAUAUUUUGUAUACGUCUUUUUAAAAUAUAUUUUAUUUGAGUAAGACCGUUUUUUAAAUUGUAUUAUUGCACGGCAUCUCAUGUUAUUAGUUGUCUCAAUUCAGGAGGGGAAACCACGAUAUGCAGUUUGGGUAUGCUGUACGUGGAUGAUCAGUUUGGGUAUGCUGUACGUGGAUGAUCAGUUUGGGUAUGCUGUACGUGGAUGAUCAGUUUGGGUAUGCUGUACGUGGAUGAUCAGUUUGGGUAUGCUGUACGUGGAUGAUCAGUUUGGGUAUGCUGUACGUGGAUGAUCAGUUUGGGUAUGCUGUACGUGGAUGAUCAGUUUGGGUAUGCUGUACGUGGAUGAUCAGUUUGGGUAUGCUGUACGUGGAUGAUCAGUUUGGGUAUGCCGUACGUGGAUGAUCAGUUUGGGUAUGCUGUACGUGGAUGAUCAGUUUGGGUAUGCUGUACGUGGAUGAUCAGUUUGGGUAUGCCGUACGUGGAUGAUCAGUUUGGGUAUGCCGUACGUGGAUGAUCAGUUUGGGUAUGCCGUACGUGGAUGAUCAGUUUGGGUAUGCCGUACGUGGAUGAUCAGUUUGGGUAUGCCGUACGUGGAUGAUCAGUUUGGGUAUGCCGUACGUGGAUGAUCAGUUUGGGUAUGCUGUACGUGGAUGAUCAGUUUGGGUAUGCCGUACGUGGAUGAUCAGUUUGGGUAUGCCGUACGUGGAUGAUCGUACCUAAAGCUACUCAGAUAUAUGCUCUUCUCCUCAGCUGAAGCAAAGCAGAGGUCAAGCCUCAAAUGACCUACAUGAUUUUCUUCCUAAUGCAUUUUAUACAAGGCUAUGUAGACUUUUAUGGGUUGCCAGAUUGGAGAAAAAGUACACAUUUUUUGUUUUGCUUUUGGUGUCGAUGAAGGUGUUUGGGGAAUGGAGAUACAUUUUUAUGAUGGGGAAUAUAUAAUGUACACAAACACACUCGCUCUGGUUGUACUCAUGUUAUAGCCAACUCUUGACUUUUUGUAUGAAUUAUUUUUUUAUAAAAUGUUUGUAUCUAGUUGACAUGUAUUCAUUAUCUUUAACUGAUUAAAUGUUUGUAGUAAUGAUUAA
Messenger RNA from Oncorhynchus kisutch (coho salmon), 4852 nucleotides. Its product is annotated as small ubiquitin-related modifier 1. The record is from RefSeq and is a predicted model, not a curated record. Gene Ontology annotation, molecular function: protein binding. NCBI's taxonomy places the organism in Eukaryota, Metazoa, Chordata, Actinopteri, Salmoniformes, Salmonidae. The transcript has 5 exons. The coding region runs from base 160 to 465 and encodes 101 amino acids.